Engraulis encrasicolus (European anchovy) is the source of this 1446-nucleotide messenger RNA. RefSeq names its product neuraminidase 1 (gene neu1). The coding region runs from base 1 to 1305 and encodes 434 amino acids. Gene Ontology annotation, biological process: ganglioside catabolic process; oligosaccharide catabolic process. Gene Ontology annotation, molecular function: exo-alpha-sialidase activity. The record is from RefSeq and is a predicted model, not a curated record. Gene Ontology annotation, cellular component: cytoplasm; membrane; intracellular membrane-bounded organelle. Lineage: Eukaryota; Metazoa; Chordata; Actinopteri; Clupeiformes; Engraulidae. The transcript is spliced from 7 exons.
AUGACAAACAUCCUUCCGACAUCCGUGUCCACAGCCAGAGGCACAGCAUUUUGGUGUGUUUUGGGAGUUCGUACGAGGCUAAUUUAUUUUGUCCCAAGCGGCAAUACGUUUGCUGAUAGAACUGACAACAUGUUUGGAGCGGUAAUUUUGAGAGGAUUGCUGGCCUGUCUAUUCACUUUACUUUCAUUGGAUGUACUUCCUUGUUUGCCUGUCGAUGGAGAGCAAAUCAACCCGUUGGUGCUGGAGGAGCUGCUGCUGUGGGUGAGUGGGGGCGCUGGCCAGGUGAAUACCUACAGGAUCCCCCUGCUGACCUUCACCCAGAAGGGGAGCCUGCUGGCCUUCUCGGAGGCCAGGAAACAAAGCGAAGGCGACUACGGCGCCAAGUUCAUCGCUAUGCGCCGCUCCACAGACAAAGGCUCGACGUGGGGUCCCACCUCCUUCAUCGUGGACGACGGCUCGCUGGCGGACGGCCUGAACCUGGGCUCGGUGGUGAUCGACGAGGAGACGGGCGCCGUGCUGCUGAUCUACUCGCUCUGCUUCCACCGCUACCACUGCGAGCCUUCCAGCACCAUGCUGGUGGAGAGCCUGGACGACGGCAUCAGCUGGAGCGCGCCGCGCAACCUCUCCGUCACGCUCGGCGUCCGCAGCUUCGCCCCGGGCCCGGGCUUUGGCAUACAGAAACGCUACCCUCCUAACGUUGGGCGCCUGGUGGUGUGUGGUCACGGCUCGAUCGCGGGGGACGGGGUCUUCUGCAUCCUGAGCGACAACCACGGCAAGACGUGGAAGUACGGCGCCGCGCUGAAGAGCAUCCCCUUCAACCAGCCCAAACAGGCCGGAGACUUCAACCCAGACGAGUGCCAGCCGGUGGAGCUGGAGGAUGGCAGCAUCGUCAUCAACGUGCGUAACCAGUACAACUACCACUGCCGCUGCCGCAUCGUGGUGCGCAGCCUGGACGGAGGCGAGUCGCUGCCCCUGGAGGAGCUGACCUUUGACCGGACCCUCGUGGACCCCGCCGUGGCCGCCGGAGCCCUGCAGAAGGAAGGCGUGCUCUUCUUCACCAACCCAGCCAACGACAAGCAGAGAGUGAACCUGACCCUGCGCUGGUCCCUCACCAACGGCUCGUCGUGGGAGAAGAACUCGGUGCAGAUCUGGGCGGGGCCCAGCGGCUACUCCUCCAUGACGACGCUCAAGAGCGACGACCCCCAGGAUAGGAAGUACAUCUAUGUCAUCUACGAGAAGGGACACAAGGACUACGACGAGUCCAUCUCCUUCGUCAAGGUCCAUCUGUACGGCGGGAUGCGGUGAUGGGUGGCGUGGAAAGUUGUAGGAUGGAUCAGUUUUGAUGGCAGUGAUGGAUAUUCAAGUGUAAAGAAAUCCGCACACUGUCCAUUCCACUUUAAUAACUUUAAUACAACGUUUCGGUCAUCCGACCUUCUUCAGGACGUG